AUGACGAGGCUACCUGGCCAGCCCAUCUCCGUGCUCUUCGUGUGCCUGGGCAACAUUUGCCGGUCGACAAUGGCAGAGGGCAUCUUUCGGCAUUUGGCGCAGCAGCCAGAGUACAAGGACAAGAUUGGCGAGAUUGAUUCCUGCGGAACGGCUGCGUACCAUGCCGGCGAUCCGCCAGAUUCGCGAACGAUGGAGACGCUGGAGAAGCACGACAUUUUCGACUACGACCACGAUGCGCGACGAAUUACGAGAAGCGACUUUGAAAAGUUCGACUACAUCUUCGCCAUGGACCUCUCCAAUCUCUCCGAUCUGGAACGCCUCAAGCGCGAGAACAAGGACUCCAAGGCCAAGGUGAUGCUCUUUGGCGAAUACAGCGGCACCAAGAAGCCCGAAGUGGUCGCCGACCCCUAUUACGGCGGCCAGGAUGGCUUCGACAAGGCCUUUGAGCAGUGCUCUCGGUUUGCCAAGAACUUUUUGCAAGAAGUGGUCAACGAGCAAGGGGCGGCUGUCAACAAGGAAUAA
Trichoderma citrinoviride is the source of this 522-nucleotide messenger RNA. RefSeq names its product phosphotyrosine protein phosphatases I. Lineage: Eukaryota; Fungi; Ascomycota; Sordariomycetes; Hypocreales; Hypocreaceae. Bases 1 to 522 code for a protein of 173 amino acids. The record is from RefSeq and is a predicted model, not a curated record. Gene Ontology annotation, biological process: protein dephosphorylation. Gene Ontology annotation, cellular component: cytoplasm. Gene Ontology annotation, molecular function: acid phosphatase activity; non-membrane spanning protein tyrosine phosphatase activity. The transcript is spliced from 3 exons.